Molecule: messenger RNA, 231 nt
Organism: Pisolithus orientalis
Lineage: Eukaryota; Fungi; Basidiomycota; Agaricomycetes; Boletales; Pisolithaceae
Exons: 1
Source: RefSeq, a predicted model, not a curated record
AAAUAUGCCACAGUUGCCCAAGAUGCCAUAGUCCCUGCAGAUUCCAUCAUCAUCCCUUCCCAGGUCGCAGCACAAAGACUCCAUAAAGCAGAUUUCAUUGAGCUCUACUAUUUCACAAAUAAAGGCCUACACAAUGCAGAGCUGACUGUCUGCUCAACAGAUGACAACACCCUAACCCUCCUCCAGACAGGAGAAGGCCUACACUCCUUCAUACCUCUAGCAUCAGCCUGA